This is a messenger RNA of Paramecium tetraurelia, 738 nucleotides long. RefSeq lists its product as uncharacterized. Lineage: Eukaryota; Ciliophora; Oligohymenophorea; Peniculida; Parameciidae. The transcript is spliced from 4 exons. Gene Ontology annotation, cellular component: cytoplasm. The record is from RefSeq and is a predicted model, not a curated record.
AUGGAUAAACAAGAUUAUUAUCAAGUCUUGGGGGUUGAGAGAAAUGCCACAACUGACGAGAUUAAGAGUGCCUAUAGGAAGUUGGCUUUGAAAUGGCAUCCAGAUAAGAACCCCGACAAUUAAGAGGUAGCCAAAAAGUAGUUUUAAUUGAUUUUAUAAGCAUAUACAGUUCUUUGUGAUAGUUAGAAAAGAGCAAACUAUGACAAAUUUGGAACAGUUGAUGGGGAAGAAUAAAUGAAUUUUGAUUUUGAGGACUUUUUUGCUCAAGAUUUUGAGUCAAUGAUGAACUUUAUGAUGGGCGAUGCUUUUGUUAAAAUGUUUACUAAUAUUGGCAGAGCAGGAAGAGGGAAACAUAAAUUCAAAAUACCAUCUUAGUUUGUUUUUAAAUAAGCUUAACCAUAAAAGAAGCCACAAAAAAAAGAAGAAGAAGAUGAAUGGGAAACUGAAGAAGAAAUUGAUGAAGAUGAUGAUUGGAAGGAUGUAGACGAUGAUGAAGAUGAUGAUAAUAACGAUAAUGACGAUGAAUUCUAAUCAGAUAGUGAUGAUGAUCUCACAUAAACUGAAAAUUUGUUUAUGAUGCCUAUGUUUAUAGAUGAUAGCAUUAAGGAUACUGAUAGUAAAAAAUUCAAGUGUAAGUUCGAUGGAUAGGUAUUGAAAGAAUAAACGUUAGUGUAGCAUUUUGAAAAGAACCAUAAAAAAGAAUUUGCUGCUUGGAGUAAAAAACAGCAUUUUAAAUGA